Molecule: messenger RNA, 258 nt
Organism: Cetraspora pellucida
Lineage: Eukaryota; Fungi; Glomeromycota; Glomeromycetes; Diversisporales; Gigasporaceae
Source: the annotation of a GenBank genome assembly
AUGACGCUUCUACAUUUAAGAAUUCAUCAUAAUUCAGGACAUGAUUUCGAUAAUAAAUUUGCAUUAUACAGAUAUGGAUUAUGGAUGUUCAAUGUUAUCAAGAAGGUUAAGCGUGCAAGAGAAAUUGGAAAAAAGAUUCAAGCAUGUACAAUAAUACAAUGUAAAUUCAUUGAAUAUUAUUAUCGCCCUGAUGGCCUUGUACUACAGAACUUGCUCAACAUUACCAAUUAUUAUGGGCAGUACGAGAAGAAAUGCGAU